UACAGCAUUACACCAUGAAGGGGAGAUUUGCCGGUCAGUGAGUGACAGCAACGCCUGCUGGCGGACAUGCCCAGCACUUGGAAAUGCCCCGAGCAACGUCAUUUCGAAAGUGAAUGUAAAAAUGUAGCCAGUACAUCAUAGACAGAAUAAGAGCCAGUAGCCUAUAAAGCAAUGUGAACUGUAGAGUGAGUCAGAGAGUGAAUAAACUCACACACACACGCUGCAGACACAGAGAAUGAAAACCAUGAGUGCUGUAAAUGCAGUUCAACUAUUUUUUCUGGUUUGGACUUUUUCUGCUGUCUGUCGAGCUGACGAUGACAUCAGUGUAAACUGUGAGGAUGUGACUGGAACUGUGAGUGAAGAAGUAACUUUAACCUGCAGCGUCUCUCUGAAGAAGUCUGGAUGCUGCUUUACAGUGUAUAAGUUUCUAUAUCCUGAGAGAUAUAAUGACCCAACAAUCUGUAAAGAGUUUCCUCAGGACUCAUGUGAACAGAGAAACAGCUUCACAUGCAGAUUCACUCCAACUACAGCAAUGAAGGAACAAUUCAGAUUCUUCAUCCAACCAGUGUGUGGGGGAAAAACUACACAAUUCACUGUGAACAUAACAGAUACAAAACCGGAGAAUAAAGGCAAUCAGGCAAAUUGGGCAGGUCCUGUAACAACACAGAGUCCUAGACCACAAUCUAAGACCACUGUCAUCGCUGCAGUUAUGGGCUGUUUCAUCUUCAUCAUCAUCAUCAUCAUGAUAAUCAUUUACAAAAAGACACCAAACUACAGCAAACCUUGUGCAUUCCAGAGGAGGAUAUUUCAGGGCCAUAAACGCGAUGAUAACAACAGCAGCAAUAUCCAAGAGCAAAAUCCAGAUAAUGUGAUGUAAUAUCACUGACUCAACAUUGAGUUUAUUGACUUUAAAUGUGAAGAUCAUGCAAGACAUAAGCUUUAUAGGAACUCCAGUAAAAUAUAUCUGUAUACAUUAUUUACUAUCUGUUACACCUCAAACUACUGAAAUAUAUAACUCUGGUUGAAGGUUUUAAAAAUAUGUUUUAUAUGUUUGUUUGUUUUUUGUUAAAUUGAUUUCUGUGAAAUAAUGGUACAGUAUUGAUCUCUUUGAUGUGUGUGUGUGUGUGUGUGUGUGUGUGUGUGUGCGUGUGUGCGUGUGUGCGUGUGUGUGUGUGUGUGUGAACAUUAAUGCAACAAAUCCCAAACUGUGUUUGGUUUUGCCCUUUUGUAAAAUUUGACUUUUAAUAUUCUCUGUACCUGCUAUUUUCUAAUACUUUGAGCUGUGUACUUUUUAUAAAUAAUAAAAAACUCUCUAAAGAUGAA
Molecule: messenger RNA, 1323 nt
Organism: Pimephales promelas (fathead minnow)
Lineage: Eukaryota; Metazoa; Chordata; Actinopteri; Cypriniformes; Leuciscidae
Source: RefSeq, a predicted model, not a curated record